Molecule: messenger RNA, 6450 nt
Organism: Scophthalmus maximus (turbot)
Lineage: Eukaryota; Metazoa; Chordata; Actinopteri; Pleuronectiformes; Scophthalmidae
Product: caskin-1-like
Exons: 21
Coding region: 525-4499 (1324 amino acids)
Molecular function (GO): protein binding
Source: RefSeq, a predicted model, not a curated record
GAUUGUGUGCGUGCGUGCGUGCGUGUGCGCGCGCGCGCGCCGGAGCUGACGCGAGCCGGUCCGCGGCGGCAGAGAGGGUGCUCGUGAGAUUUCAGCGGUGCGUAUUUGACCCAGCGGAUAGGAGGGCGCUCGAGUUCUACCCUUCUUUUUCCUUGUCCGCGCACGGAGCCCACGUAGACCCGGCGGAAUCGUCACGGGGAAGAAAUCUGUGGGAUCUGACGCGCGUGUGUUCUCGCGCAUCCCGAGCCGAGCGACCGAGUGCGCAGUCCGGUCGGCCGGCGGUCGGUGGUCGGCGUGGGGGUCGUUCUAGCGCCUGGCGGAAGGGAGGAGGUGCGGGACGUGCGCCGGACUCCUGGCCGCAAUCCGAGCAUCCCACGGUCCGGGCAGCAUCCACCCCCUCCGCGCCUCAGCUGCAGCGGGAGGCCCGGAGUGGCGGCAGGAUGUAGCAGCGGAUUAACGGAGGAGAGAGGGGCGCUCAGUGGCAGAGAGCGGGACCGAGCGGACUGCGGCGGGACGGAGGGGACAUGGGGAAGGACCAGGAGCUGCUCCAGGCCGUGAAGACCGAGGACUUGCUGACAGCCCAGCGGCUUCUACAGAGACCACGGCCGGGGAAAGCCAAGCUCCUUGGAGCAGCAAAGAGGGUGAAUGUCAACAUCCAGGAUGCAGAUGGGCUGUCACCGCUGCACCAUGCUGCUCUGGGUGGUAACAAGGAGCUGAUCGCCCUGCUGCUGGAGGCCCAGGCUGCAGUGGAUAUUAAAGACAACAAAGGGAUGCGUCCUCUGCAUUACGCUGCAUGGCAGGGGAAGACUGAACCAAUGAAAAUGCUGCUGAAAUCGGGGUCAUCAGUCAACGGACAGUCAGAUGAAGGACAGAUCCCUCUCCACCUAUCAGCUCAGCAUGGACACUAUGAUGGGUCGGAGAUGUUGCUGCAACACCAGUCCAACCCGUGUAUCUCAGACUCAGCGGGGAAAACACCUUUGGACCUCGCCUGUGAAUUUGGACGUGUCGGAGUGGUCCAGCUCCUGCUUAGCAGUAACAUGUGUGCAGCCAUGAUCGAACCAAAACCCUCCGACCCCAACGGAGUGUCACCUCUGCAUCUCGCUGCCAAGAACGGACACAUCGAAGUCAUACGAUUGCUGAUUCAGGCUGGUAUAGACAUCAACAGACAGGCCGAGUCUGGCACAGCUCUACAUCAGGCUGCCCUCUGUGGGAAGACAGAGGUAGUACGCCUGCUGCUGGACAGUGGCAUCAGUGCGGGAGUGAGAAACACUCUGAGUCAAACUGCCCUGGACAUUGUUAACCAGUUCACCACCACGCAGGCCAGCCGGGAGAUCAAGCAGCUACUCAGAGAUGCUUCCGCUGCGAUGCAAGUGCGAGCGCUGAAGGAUUACUGCAACAACUACGACCUGACCAGCCUCAACAUCAAAGCUGGAGACAUUAUCACGGUUUUGGAGCAGCACUCUGACGGUCGAUGGAAGGGCUGUAUUCACGACAACCGCACAGGAAAUGACCGCGUUGGCUACUUUCCCUCCAAUAUGGUGGAAGUCAUCAAGAGGGCAGGUUCGCGGUCUGCAGACCUGAGUCCUCAAGGCUCCCCAACCCUGGGACAUCAGAGCAGCACCAGCGAGGAUAUCUGGGUGUUACGCAAACCACUGGCAGGUGGUGAGCGCAGUGGCAGUGUGGGCAGUCUCGGCAGUGUGCGGUCCUUGAGCAGCUUGCAGAGCUCUGGAAACACACAUGUUCUAACUACCCCUGCACCCAGUCCACACCCGGCGCCCACGCCAGGAGUCAACACACAUGGCCUUAACGCUCCAGGCCUGCACGCACAGUCUGAAGGAGUCAAGCUCCUGGCCACCGUGCUUUCCCAGUCGGUUAAAGCCAAGGAGCACCUCCUGGAGCAGUCGCAGUCUGUUGAGCAGUCAGCGAGCUCUUCCAGUUGCACAGUUCACGAACCGCGGCCGUUUGAGCGGAAGGCAGAGGAGGAUGAUGGGAAAAAGCAGGCAGUAGUGGCGUGGCUGGGUGAGUUUCAGCUGCAGUUCUACACCACCCACUUCCUCACCGCGGGAUAUGAUCUAGACACCGUUAGCCGCAUGACCCCCGAGGACCUGACGGCGAUCGGGGUCAUGAAGCCUGGACAUCGAAAAAAGUUGACAUCAGAGAUCAGCAAGCUGCCGUCCACAGACUGGCUGCCAGACCAUAAGCCUGCCAAUCUGGCAGAAUGGCUGUCUCACCUGGGUCUUAGUCAGUACUACCAGGUUCUGGUGCAGAACGGGUACGAAAACACUGACUUCAUCUCUGACAUCAGCCUUGAGGACCUGCAAGAGAUUGGCAUCACUAAGCUCGGCCAUCAGAAGAAACUGAUGUUAGGCGUGAGGAGACUGAAGGACCUACAGAGGGGAGAAAGUGGUCCUGAGCCUCCUCAGAGCCCCUCCACGCCUCCAUCCAGCCCGGGUGGGAGCACCAGCUCAGAGCCUCGGAGGGAGGCGAGGAAGCAGAGGGACGGUGCCCCCAGCCCACUGACCAAACCUCGCCCAGGUCUCACACAUUCACAGACCCCUCCCCAAACCCCACCGCAGACCCCCCCACAUGCCAGGGCCCAGCAGGCCUCCCCCAGGGCUCGGCCGCGCCCCUCGACCCAGUUGGCGGCGCUAGAUUCGUCAGUGCCGCUGCUGCGGCUGCCCAGCGAGGAGGAAGAGCGGCGGCGAACUCACAGUCUUAUUGGCACAGAAUCAGACUCUAGAUACGCAACCGUGUGCCGCAGCAGCUCCGCACGUACCGAUGCCCUUAAUGACGUCACGGUUAACCGCAGCCAUUCGUCUGUCACCCUCCGUCCCCGUCGGAAAGGUCGGCCCCCAACACCACCUAAACGCUCCUGUUCUUCUAUCACAGGAGGUGAUGGGGAGGGAGAGGAACAGGGUGAGGGACUACUGGGGCUGCCAAACUAUCGAGAGCGGCGGGCCAGUGACUGCGGCAGCCUGGGAUCAGCUUUAAGAGCUCAGGACUCAGGCCUGGAGAGAUCAGAGGGGGCGUCUGGGAGUGUUCGCAGCCUUGCUGCGAUGCUGGAAACAUCCAUGGUAGGUGGAGCCAAAACCCUGCCAAAGAAUCUGGGAAGCAGCACCAACUACCUACAGGUGAGUCCACCCGUACUUCGUCGCCAGGCACGUCUUGGGUCUGAGGAGGAUGAUGCCCUGAGUCGGCGCAGGACAAUCAGUGGACCCGAAGGCAUCCCUGGUGAUCAGACUGACCUGUUACCUCGGAAACCAGCCCAGCAGCGUCCAGAGCCCAGGCCCCGCUCCACCAUGGUCACCUCAGCAUCAGAGAUCACAGACGGCACGGUGACACUCCGGAGAAAGCCGCGUCCCCCGGCAACAGACUCUGAAGCACCAGCAUCGGAGGCUACCGCUGCUGUUACCGUGACAACCGUCUCCGACACCAUACGCAGGAGACCGCGCGUGUCCGAGAACGCCGAAAAUGUCCUUCAAAGCAAUAACCAACCGGACUCUCCGAGCAGUCACACGGAUAGUAGCCGGAAAAAUGGAGGUGAGGUGCAGCACAACGGCGGCGUGGUCCUGAGGCAGAGGCCCGUGUCUCAAGUGCCUGACAGGACGGAGCCCAACAGAGAGAGCUGUGAGUGGAUGGAGGCCCGGAAGUCUCUAAAGCCAGCAGUGUCACCCAAACCCUCAACUGUCACCCUGAGAAAGACACAAGGGGAACCUCCAGUACCAACCCGCAGAGUCCCCAUACCCGGGCCUGAUAAUGCUGAGAAGGCACAGAGCCCCGAGCCCAAGCGUGUCCCUCCUCCUGUAUCUCCAAAACCCCGCGGUCCUCCGACAGCACCCAAACCAGGCAAGUCAACGGUAGCUUCGACAGCCAUGAGCCCGAGCCCCGCUGCCACCAGUCCCACCCCGGCCCCCAAACCCUCCUCUCCGCUUUCUGCCGCCCCGCUUCCGGCUCCCGACACCCCCUCUGCUCCCUCCCUCUCCCCGGGACUGCCUCUCACAUCCCCAUCUCCGGCCCAGAGUCCCUGCACCCCGUCAUCGCACCCUGUCAAACCUCCCCGCUCCUCCAUCGCCGGUCUCUCCAUCGACUUGCUGGGGGGACGCGAGGCGGAGGAGGAAGAGGAGAGGAGGAGGGAGGAAGAAGAGAGGAGUAGAGAGAGGGAGCACAGGAGGCACAAAGAGCAGGAGGAGGAGGAGAGGAAGAGAGCAGAGGAAGAGAGUCAGAGGGAGCUGGAGACCAAGCCCUCAAGGAAAGAAGGAGCUAGUGAGGAGGUGGAGAGUCAAGCAGAGGGAGCAGUGCAGGAGGACGGUGUGCAGCAUCGCUUGGAGGAGACCAGUGCCUCCUUGGCUGCAGCUCUGCAGGCUGUGGAGCAUACAAUCAAAGAGGAGGAUGCACAAAAUGACUCUAUUUCCAGCAAAAAGACAACGGUCUCCAUCUUGGAUGACAUUGGCAACAUGUUUGACGACUUGGCAGACCAACUGGAUGCAAUGCUCGACUGAUCCCUACGCCCACGUCUCAUUUCCAACGAUUCCCUUUUCCUCUCCCUCUUCACGUGUGCGUACAUCAAGAAAGCUUUCCCGAGGCUCGACGCUGGUGCUCUGAGAGCGUGUUUGUGUGUGUGUGUGUGUGUGUGUGUGUGUGUGUGUGUUUGAGAGCGUGUCCCAUCUGGUGCGAGCGCUUCUCGUGUAGCCUUGUACAGUACACUGAGGAGGGAGUCCUCAUCAUCUGGUGCAGUAGCUCUAGAAUGCCUUUCCCGGUGCGAGGAGGCCGCUCCCACACAACCUCUGACCUCUGCAGCCCAGCGAGUCGCCACCACCCGGCCUCAGACGGCGGCGUGGAACCGAGAAGCACAAUCAUUUCCCUCAUCCUUUUAUCUCUACAGACUCUGGCUACAGCACAGAAAUGCUAACCCAGUCAGACGGACUGAUAAGCAUAUUGCUUGCAAAAAAAAUAAGCACAUAAACUGAUUGAGAGACGGGCAGAUAGAUAGAUAGCUAGAUAGACAAGAUGUGUACAGACGAGACACUGGAGAGAAUUUUUAAAAAGCACACGGAAAAAGACAGGCCGCUUUCUGUGUCUGUCUCACUCCUGCAAUGUCAACAGGAUGCAAUUUUCCAGAUGAACCGAAGCCUCUAUUUCUCUUCUGUGUGAGUGGAGGAUUGUGGUUAGUUGCACUUCCUGAGCUGUGUGUUGUCUCUGUUCCUGUUGUUGUUGUUGUUCUUGUUGUUGCUGCCGCUGCUGUUGUUGUUAUCGUUGCCGUUGUUGUCGUUUAAAAAGAGUGUGUGUAGUCCCCGCUGAUGCUCAUGUCAGUGUCCUCCAACUCGUACAGUGGUUAUACUAAUGAUCCGAAAGACGACAUAGAUAUGUGUCCAUGAAUUUUUGAGACACUCUGUCACACGUACACGCACACACACACACACACACACACACACACACACACACACACACAAAUGCACACUACAUUGGUUUUAAUCUGGCGGCUGUUCUGAUCUGUUGGUGUUUGCCUCCACUUAUGGAAGUUUUGCUUGGAAAUGAAUCUACACUAUUUACAUUAAAACGACUGACAUACACACACAUAUAUACAAGCACAGUCAUGCCGUGUAUCCCUUUGUCCUGCUGCAGUGAACAGUGUUUUUGAAAAAUAAUCCUAUAUUUCAAUGCUUUCUAUAGUACAUCCAGUAUACAGACAUACAUAGAGUUUAUAAUAUACCUGGGUAUUUGAGCUUUUAGAGCUCCCUCUAGUGUUGGUUAGUGAAACUGCCCCUAUUCUGCCCACCUUCCGUCUUGUCUUCCCCCUCUUUUAUUUCAAUCUCCCUUUGUGUCCAUUCUGUUAACUUAUGCAUCUUUUUGUGCCUUGGUAGUUUUCUGUUCUUUUUUUUCUUGUUUUCCAAAAAAGUUUUAAUGGUUUUCUCUGUUUCCCUCGCUCCUUGUUUGUCUGUGAGGUCAAAAAAGUAGCUUCUAGGUUGACUUGUGAGUCCUACAGUAUAUGAUCAAUGAAAUCAGUCGCCCUGUCUGAACUCCUUCCGGCUGUAACCAUUGAGAAGCCUUGUUCGAGCCCAUGUAAGCCCCCGCUGUAAGAUGAUAUAAUUUGGCUCUACUGCUCCUCCUCGGCUCCGCAGUUUUCAGUGGUCCCACAGGUGUAGGGCCGGACAGUGGAUCAGCCACCAGUGUUUAUCCCAAUGGAGAGUCUACGUGUAUUUUUAUGCUCUUUGAAAACAAAGAUAUAUUUGAGAAACAGAUGGUUGUGUGUGAAUAAUAAAAAACAAUAAUGAUAAAUAAUGGUUAUUCUAGACAUUGAAGUGAGGUGAGCUGAUUGAGCCUGUGCAUUCAUGGUCGAGUUCUGGAUGUGUUGUUACGGCUGUUGUGCCAUGGUUGGGUUUAGGUUGUGUUUCUGCUGUGAUGAUGCAUUCCUGUACAGCCGUGAUCAGAAUAAAUGUAUAAAUUAAACAA